GUCUUCUUACAUCCAUGGUGGGAGUAAUAUGCUGCGUUUGUGAUAUUGUGAAACUAACUAUGUAAUAAGUUCAUGUUUUGCACUAUUUAUUAUAAAGGCCUUUGUCUUUGAGAAGGGGUACGGGAAACGUUUCCUGGAUAGCUGUUCAUAGCAGUCGCAGUCCGUUAGCUAAAGCUAAACCGGAGACGGGAUCUUAAUUAAUCCAGACGGGACCAGCCCCAGGAGCCGCAAGCAGCAGUCAGUCACACCCUGGUCUGGGGUGAGGAGCCCUGUCUGCGCAGUAACCUCAAACUACUCUCCAUCACAUGUGACGAUGUUUUAUACUUAUCAUUAGCCUCAGGCUUCGUCUGCGGGGGCUUCGGAACAAUAUUGUGAGUUAACUGGGAAGAGUGGACUGGAUAUGACUGACUCAUCGUCAUGGCACGGACAGAGGAGAUAACCCCGAACAGUCUGUCUGCUGCAGUGCCAAACAGACAGCAUCACAACUAGCCACCCAGCUAAGUUAUUUACACAUUCAAUCGUUUUUAGUAGUUACUUCCCUUCAGCGUGGCAUUAUAAAUACCACCAUGUAUACGUUUGUUACCCGUGACGAGAACAGCACUGUGUAUGCAGAAGUUUCCAAAAUCCUCCUCUCUUCCGGACAAUGGAAGAGGCUGAAAAGAGACAAUCCCAGAUUCAACUUGAUGCUUGGUGAACGCAACAGACUGCCUUUUGGACGUCUGGGUCAUGAACCAGGCCUGGUGCAGCUGGUCAAUUACUACAGGGGAGCAGACAAGCUUUGCAGGAAGGCAUCCUUAGUCAAGCUUAUAAAGACGAGCCCAGAGCUGUCAGACUCCUCUAGCUGGUUCCCAGAAUCCUACAUCAUCUAUCCCACUAACUUCAAAACCCCUGUGGCUCCAGCUACCAAUGGCAUCAGCCACCUGAAGAGCAAUCCCAAAACGGAUGAGCGGGAAGUUUUCUUGGCGUCCUAUCACUCUAAAAAAGAAAGUGGGGAGGGCACAGUGUGGAUAGCCAAGUCUUCUUCUGGAGCUAAAGGUGCUGGUAUUUUAAUUUCCACUGAUGCUAGUCAGUUGCUGGAGUACAUUGAUAAUCAGGGACAGGUUCAUGUUAUUCAGAAGUACCUGGAGAAGCCUCUGCUUCUGCAGCCGGGAAAUCGGAAGUUUGACAUCAGGAGCUGGGUGCUAGUUGACCAUCAGUACAACAUCUAUCUAUACCGGGAGGGCGUGCUGCGGACGUCCUCGGAGCCUUACAACAGCUCCGACCUGCAGGACAUGACCAGCCACCUGACCAACCACUGCAUCCAGAUGGAACACUCCCAGAACUACGGGCGCUACGAGGAGGGGAACGAGAUGUUCUUCGAUGAGUUCAGGCUGUACCUGCUAAACACUCACAACGUCACGCUGGAGACCUCCAUAUUACCUCAGAUCAAGCAGAUCAUCAAGAGCUGUCUGACAUGCAUCGAGCCGUCAAUCAGCACCAAGCACCUGUCCUACCAGAGCUUCCAACUCUUCGGGUUUGACUUCAUGGUGGACGAGAGCUUCAAAGUGUGGCUCAUUGAGAUCAACGGAGCUCCAGCCUGUGCACAGAAACUGUAUUCAGAGCUGUGCCAGGGCAUCGUGGACGUGGCCAUUUCCAGCGUCUUCACCCUGAACAGCGGAGACUCUUCAUCUGCUUCCUCUUCACCAUAUUCCUCCUCUCCAUCCUCCAUGUUCACCACCAACUCCUGCUCCUCUCCCAAAAUCAGAGGGCCUCUUCACAUGGGCCCUUUCACUCGACUGUAAGCACACUCAACAGUCCCCUCGUCUCCUCUGUACGGCUUCCUCAUGCUCUGUCCUCACUUGUAACUCCACCUGAGAAGUAGCUUCCUGAUUGUUCCUCUCCUAGCUGAGCUGCAGAAUGAUCUCCCCUCUCCUCAUUAUGCAUAUGUGAGGUCGGUGAUAAGUCGACAAACUUUGUGGGAGUUUCCGAAUGAGGACAGACACCCUUCCAUCUCAGUCCCACUUCUGGUUUCUCCACAAGCAGAUGAAUGGAGGACUGAAGGAUGCUGAGACUGUAGUGCCUUACAUUUCCAGCCACGCUCCCUUAAAAAGAACUGCCAGUUAGCUUGCUCUGUUACUGUGACUCGUACUUAUUCUAUAAGCCUUUGCACUGUUGCUCAACGCUCCCAUGAUCAGUCCACAAUAAUUAGUGUGAAACAAAUUCAUUGGCAUUGAAUUUGUGAAACUUUUAAUGUUAGUUUUCUCCAGUUUUUGCAGUUUCUUUUUAGUUUAGAAAUGUUAGGGUUGCUAACAGUGAUCAAAACGUGUUAAGAAUUUUAAAAGAGAAAAAGUAACCCAAUGUGUCUGAUGAGAUAAGAAUGAAGAAGUCUCAGCUGGGUCAUAAACAGGGAGACCUUCCAGUUCUGGUAAACCCAAGUCCGUCCCUAAGUGUCCCUGACCUCUGACCUCUACAGCAGGGACAGAGAACCCCCUAAAGGGGUUCAGUAGUAGCCCUCAUUUUUCUGUUCUUAACAAUUUAUUUUAAAAUAGUCUAUCUACAGACAUUUUGGUGUUUUAUUUUCCAUUAGACGAGAGCAUGUUUGUGUGAAAGCAUGUCGAAUGCAUCCUCAUACCAGCCCCACAAAGGGAAGCACCUUCUGCUCUGGUUCUGUAAACAGCUGCUCUAAUGUCCCUUUGAUUUCUGAUAUCUGCACAGCUAGACUGUCAUUGUAAAAUGUCGUCAACACGUGUGUGGAUUGUUUUUGAACUGUUGUAAUGGAAGUAGAGUAGAUUGUACAAAGUGUGUUACAGACCCCAUGAAAUGAAGCUGAGAACAUAGAACACUAAUUCUAACACUGCUCUUGUACAGCUUACUGUGUCUGAUGUGUUGCCAAAGACAAGUCAGUGGACAGCUAACAGCUAUAAGGAAGUCACAGACACAUCUUCAUCCUAUCACUGCCUCUUCUUCAGUUACAGCUGGUGUUGGAUCAUGUCUUAGGUUUUUUACACUUGUUUUAUUACUAUCGUGGUGUUUCAUGGCUGAUUUUAUUGUUUUUUUUUCAUGGGGUUCUUGACAUAUUUCAGAUUUUCUUUGUAGAGAAUUAACAGUUGUAACCGUCUGAGGGGACAAAUCUAUUUUAUGUUUCUUAGAAGGGAAUAUUUCCUCAGACAUUACACUUUUAAUUAACUGAAGAUGUGUGACAGUUGCAUGUUGGGUAGACCAUUCAAUUGGCUCCUUUCACAGAAUAGGUCAUCAUGAGUGUGUGCCUCUCAUUGUUAGAAUCCCUGCUGUUCCUCUAUUCUAACCUUGAUUCAAGAGGCUUUGCAUCCCAUGUUGUGAGUAACUUCAGUUAAGGGACACCAUUGGAGCAUUUAUUUAUGUUUUAAUUGACAGUGUGUUUGUGUUUACAAGUUGAAGGUGGGAAACAUUUACAGAGCAGGUUACACUGACAAGAAAUGAGUCAUGUAGAGAUAUGAUGAAUGCAUUCAUGUAUUGCAAUGCUCUGAUGUAGCUAAUCAUUUGGAAAACUAUCAAUGUUUUUGUCAAAAAUUUGUUUUUAAGAAUGUUUGCUGAUUUAAAAAAAAAAUGAACGUAAGCAAUCAGUAUUUGCUUAUUGUUCAAUUUUUAGGGAAAAGUAUUUCCAUUGAAGGGACGGGUGCCUUAGGGGGAAUUGCAUAUUGGUGAAAAGAAGCAAUUAGACCUCCAGCAUUUUGAAGCACCUUCAUUGUUGUUGUAUCUAAGUGGUUUUGCCUAAUUUAGAAGACCUCUUGAGUUCGAUGAUGUCAUUUUCUCAGUUGAUCAUGUUUUGUCAUUAUUCCUGGAUUUCCACAUCUUUACCAAAGAUUUAAUCCCUGCUGUGUUUCAGUGUUGAAUCAUGUUUGGUAGUUGCUGUUAUCUGGACAUUAUUAAAUCAAUUGGCCAACAUGAUCCUAAAGAAGGGUCACAUUCAGAGGGAUAUCUGUGUGCUGUGUUUUUGUUCCGUAUGCUUUAUCAAACAAUUGCAUGAACAUUUGUCUUUAUCAGAAAUGAUAUUAGAAUAAAAAAAUCGGACUAUUAAAAAAGCUUGUGUCGUAUAUAUU
Molecule: messenger RNA, 4058 nt
Organism: Notothenia coriiceps (black rockcod)
Lineage: Eukaryota; Metazoa; Chordata; Actinopteri; Perciformes; Nototheniidae
Gene: ttl
Product: tubulin tyrosine ligase
Exons: 7
Coding region: 567-1781 (404 amino acids)
Biological process (GO): microtubule cytoskeleton organization; protein modification process
Cellular component (GO): spindle microtubule
Molecular function (GO): tubulin-tyrosine ligase activity
Source: RefSeq, a predicted model, not a curated record